Molecule: messenger RNA, 3886 nt
Organism: Stomoxys calcitrans (stable fly)
Lineage: Eukaryota; Metazoa; Arthropoda; Insecta; Diptera; Muscidae
Gene: srl
Exons: 7
Coding region: 511-3816 (1101 amino acids)
Biological process (GO): positive regulation of transcription by RNA polymerase II
Cellular component (GO): nucleus
Molecular function (GO): transcription factor binding; RNA binding
Source: RefSeq, a predicted model, not a curated record
UAUUUAGCGUGCGUCGUGCUCCACGUGAACGUUCCGCGUAUAAACUUUAAGAAAAAUUAAAAACAAAUAGCCAAAUACAGCUAUAAACGGUCGGCUCCAAUAAAUUGGGCACUAACUAAGCGAGUGUUUGACAAGAAGAAUAAAUUGAAUUUUCAUGUGUUCACAUUCAUUUAAUUAGAUAUAUGGGCAACAUGUGAGGUUAAAACAGACAACCACCCAUUCAACAAUACAUUUCUGACUAAAAUUCCCCAAAACCUCAAAGAAAAAGGCAACAACCGAAAUCGCAGCACGGCCGCAGAAAGUGAACACGUUUUUAUCUUCCCCUAGAAUACAUUUUUUAAAUAGGAUAAUUUUAAAUCAAUCAUAUACCUUGUCUUGGCUGCACUGUUAUUGAAAAAAAUAUCUAACCAAACACGGUUGAAGCGCAGAUAUUAACAGUUUGAAACAAAUUUUUCUUUUACAAGGUACACUUUCUGAUUUGGCCGUCAUAAUUUACAAUUGUGUCAUAUUAUGGACUCAAGACUUUUAAAUGUUGUUUAUGAUGAUCCGUUUGAUGGAAACUAUUCAAAAUACGACAACGAUGCAGAAUUUUGGUCCAGUGGAAGCGAUACAAUGGGUAUGCAACUAACAGAGACAUUACAUGGCAUAUUACCGAUUGCGCCAACAGAUGACUUUUGCAAAGAUGAUGCAGCCUCGACGGCAAUUACUUUGCAGCAUAGUAAAAAUGUGUUUAAUUAUGAGGACUUUGCUGGUCGUCAUAUAACAGCUGGUGGAGCCAUAGAAGUAGUAACCGUUGAUCCAAAUGCUGAUGGCUUUGACACUGACAGUGAGGAAGAUAUUGGUGACAGUGGAGUGUAUAGUGGUCUUAUAGAAUUAGAUCGCCAAAGCCAAAGCAGUAAUUUAACUUUUCGUACAAGAACGGACAGUUCUUCUAUUGGUGACUACGAAUCACAUACAAGCGACUAUGAUGAUGAUGAUGAUGAGGACAAUAUAAAUAGCAAAAAUUUAACAAAUAAAUCACAAAUUGAAUUAAAUUCUAAUGCAUCGAUUUUAGAUAUAAAGGCAUCUUUAGUUCCUCCGGACGAUUUAGUUAUGAACAUACUACCAAAAUCGUAUCACAAGAAUCGUACCAUAAGCACAAACACAAUAAAUUCAGAUGUCGACGGUUUGGGCUUAAACAUCGAUGCAAAUACUUUUGAUUUAGCAGAAUUUAUUACCAAAGAUGAUUUUGCAAUAAAUUCUGUCACAGAAAAUGUAGUAACUGUUCCACAUACGAACGGCAACACAAUUAAUUUAAUGUCUCACAGAAAUUUAUUAAUGCCACAACCAGCUUUCGAAGCUAUAUCAUCCAAUGCCAAGGAAUCCGACUCUGAUUCUGAUAUCAUUGUUGACGUUGAAACUAUUGAGGCUGAUGAUGAUGAUAAUGUUAUUUUUUUGAGAAAAGCUUCAGAAUUGCUUAAUUCAAAGGUUCGAGAGGAACAAAUACAAGCCGAUGAAGACGUAAUUUAUGUUGAUAAUGUUACAAUGGAUCCUUCAUGGAUUCCCGGUCAAGCAGCAAAAAAGAUUGAUCAUGGUAAAACAGAGGAAAGACAAACUACCAUAAACAAGCAAAAUCUAGUACGAAAUAUCACUUUUGUGCCGAAUAAAAAACAAUGCGAUUUAUUAAAAGGCAAAUUUAGUAAAUGUAAAACAAAUGUAGUUCAAAAAACCACAAAAAAUUCCAAAACAAUAAAGCCAAAUGAAUCUGUUAUUGAACGAAAGACUGGCAUUGGUAUGGGAGGAAAAAAUUUGGCGUUGCUGAGGCAUGAUAGUCUCAAUAUAUCAGAACAUAGUUCCGAAGAAAAUUCUACAUACCGGAAGAUUCAAAUUAAUACAGAAAAGAAGUUGUCGCCAAUAUCGCCAUCCAUUCAAUCUAUUAAGUGGAAUGGAGAAACCCCUGCACAAAAGGCGGCACACGCUGUAAAGAGAAAACUAAACUUGGAAGAAUACAAAAAGAGGCGGGGAGAUGUUCCUACGGCCAUCAUGCAAGAUAACAUUGCGUUGGAAUCUAACAAAAUAGCAAAAUUGGAACAAAAGUCAACAUCAUCAAUAAGCUGCAAUGUAAAGAGUGUGUCAAAUAAUUUAACAAAUGUAACGGUAAAACAUAGCGAUGAGGUUAUAUCAGUCGUAAAAAGUCUUAAGGAGGAAAAAAAUAAUCCGCAGAAAACGGUUGUUGAUCCCAUUACAGAGGCUAAGAAUAAAGUUUUGCGCAUGCAGGAAUUAAAGAAAGCUCAGCAAAUGCGCAUUAUUGAUUCAACUAUUUCUGCAAAGGUUCCAAAAGUUACGAAACUAUUGCCGCUUCGAGAAAUUGUAAAAGAUUCGCCAUAUUUAAAUGAGGGAGUAAAUCUCAAUUUAUCAAUUCACUCUUCCAAAAGCCAUCCUGAUUAUGAAGAAAUCAUUAUUAUCUCUGCCAGCUGUAAUACCGAAAUUUCUAUACCUCCUACAUCCAAUCCAUGUUCGCAGACUGUUAACAAUGCCACCAGAUCUUUACUGAAAUCUUCUGCACUACUUUGCACUAUAUCUAACACCUUCCAGAAGGUAAAGGCCAACGAGAAUCGUACAAUAUCUACAAAUUCCCUUAUUGCCAGUAUCCAAGACGUAGUUGUAAAGAAAACCUUGCCGGUGGAAAAUAAGGAUGAUUCUAAUGUACUGUUAACGCCAGAACAUCAUGGCGAAGAUAAAAUUAUUAUGCACUUACGUAAGGAUAGAAUACGCAAGCAAACCUGUACAAUCAGCGUCCAAACAGAUUUGCAACCUGAAUUUCCUCCUUUGCCAUUACCCAAAAAUGCUAUGCAACACAAAUCACGGGAGCGAAUGCGUAGACAACGAAAAAAGCAAUAUCGCAAGCGCAAAGAGGUCGUAUCUUCGUCCUCAGAAUAUUCGGCAGGCGAACUAUCAGAUCAAUCCAUUGGAUCGUCGAUUUUACAUUCCCGUGACAAUAGUUCUUCUUCGUCAUUGGAACGUAUGCGCACGUACGACAGUGCCAUUGGAACUGGAGGUUAUUCUUCCCGGAGUAGCCGUAAACAUCGCAGCUCAAUCUCAUCUUCAUAUUCGGAUUCCAUCGAUCAUAAAUCUCGAGGACGGCGUCAGCGUAGAACUAGCUACAAGCAACGGUCUUCACGCAAAAUGUCCCCAGGCUUUGCGCACAGUUCAUCUUCUUAUACAUCAGAUUCAGACCGCUCCAGAAGUCCUGCAUAUAGGCGAUCGCGUAGCAGAUCUAACUCGCAAACAAUACGACUGCGACGUUCAAGCUAUCGCCCGAAUAAAAAUUAUAUAGAUCGUAAUGUAUCUCAACCAGCUGUAGAAGAACGUCGCAUCGUCUAUGUAGGACGAUUAGAGCAAGAAACUUCAAAAGAUGUGUUGAGACGUAAAUUCAUACAGUAUGGAACAAUCAAACAGAUAAGCAUUCACUAUAAAGAUACUGGUAUGAAGUAUGGAUUUGUUACUUUUGAACGUUCAAAUGACGCCUUUAAUGCCAUAGACAACAGCACACGUGAUCCUCAAAUAAGUAUGUACGAUGUCAGUUUUGGUGGCAGACGCGCAUUCUGCAGAGCUUCAUAUGCUGAUUUAGACAACGCUGGCAUCAACACCUAUCAAUCAUUUGUUUUCCCACAACAGCAACAACAGCCUAAAGAAGAGGAUUCAUUUGAGGCUCUUCUAAUGAAAAUGAAAGCCAAAUUGAAUGCUAAUAAAAGUAUAACUUCGACUACAGCGUCGCCAACUUCAUCGUCAUGUUCUUCAGUUAACACGAUAACAAAUUCAAGCGAUAAAAUUUGACAGCUAUAUUGCAUAUUUAGUCGCUGUCGUUCGGCAUAUUGCAAUAAAAAUGAAAAUUUUAAAAAUAUCA